Plutella xylostella (diamondback moth) is the source of this 2343-nucleotide messenger RNA. It is a transcript of the gene TBC1D23, whose product is annotated as TBC1 domain family member 23. The record is from RefSeq and is a predicted model, not a curated record. Gene Ontology annotation, biological process: retrograde transport, endosome to Golgi. Gene Ontology annotation, cellular component: trans-Golgi network. Lineage: Eukaryota; Metazoa; Arthropoda; Insecta; Lepidoptera; Plutellidae.
GACAGUGAAAUAGAUAAAAUUUUGGAUUUAUUUUUAUGUAUUUGUGCGACUUUACUCUUUAAAUUUAAUCGGAAACAGUGUUCUAAUAUAUUGACUUGGUGUGGCGAGUCAUCUCUGUUUCUAAACAAGUGUAUAUUAUUACAAAACAAUGGCUGGAGACGAAGACGAUAGUACAUGGCUGAUUGAACUAGAAUCAGCUUUACUUGAUGGGUGCUCUGCUCAAGAAAUAAAUCUUUUGACGAAAGGGAAGAAAAUACCAGAAAGUCUCCGUCCAGAUGUAUGGUUAUUAUGUCUACGCUGCCAUGAUGCUGGCAACCAACUUAUUAUGUUUGAUGAAAUAUUUGACCUUCCCAACCAAAGUGAGCUCCGUGAUCAAGUAAGGAAGUUUGUCAAAAAACUUGGCAAUGAUGAAGAUGACAAACUUGCAGUAGCAUCAGACCUUGAGUCCAUUAUGACAUUCUACUGUAAAUCUAAGUCAGUACGUUAUAGUGCUGACAAUGGCUGGAUAGAAAUUUUGCUGCCGUUAUUGAGUUUAAAGCUUCCAAGAGCUGACACCUAUAAUUUGUUUGAAAAAAUCUUGAAACUGUAUGUUCCAAAGGGAUGUGUUAAAAAUGGUGUACCAUUCCACAUUCUUCGAUUGUUACUUCAGUAUCAUGACCCUGAAUUGUGUUCAUUCCUUGACACCAAAAGAAUUACUCCAGAGCAAUACUGCCUGCCAUGGUUGCAAUCUCUUUUUGCUGGCACUUGCAAUUUAGAUGUGGUCCUUUUUAUGUGGGAUCUAUACUUUCAAAGAUCAGAUCCAUUUUUUAUAUUUUUCCUUUGCUUGAUUAUGAUCAUAAAUGCAAGAGAACAAUUACUGCAAAUGCAAAAUGAAGAUAAAUCUGCUAUAAUCCAGGCAGUUACUGGAAUGCCAGCUGACCUAGAGGCAAAUGACGUAUCUGACUUCUGUUCUUUAGCCAACUACUAUUCCCUUAAAACCCCAGUAUCAUUCAGAGAUGAUGUAUUGGAAUUAUUAUUUUCUGAUUGUGAACUAGAAAUUAACUCUAAAUUAUAUUCACAAGCACUAUGUCUGCCAGUGGCUGUGCAUGAGUUGGUAGAGAGUGCUACGGUUGAUGCUGCACUUGAUGUAGAGAGCAUAAAGUUUUUCCUUGUGGAUUGUCGACCAGCAGAGCAGUACAAUGCUGGCCAUUUGUCAACUGCCUUUCAUCUUGACUGCAACCUCAUGCUGCAGGAACCUAAUGCUUUUAACACAGCAGUGCAAGGAUUACUGAAUGCACAGAGACAGGCCUUAGCAGCCGGAUCCCUGGCUGCUGGCGAACACCUGUGUUUUGUGGGAUCAGGCAGAACAGAAGAAGACAGCUAUGCUCAUAUGGUGGUUGCCUCAUUUCUGAAGAAAAACACGAAACAUGUCUCAAUGCUAGACGGGGGUUUUGUUGCUAUUCAUGAUUAUUUUGGGGCUCACAUGACAGAUUGUUUGGAAGAGCAUAAUCCUCAAGCCUGUUUAGUUUGUGCACCCAGCAAUAAUAACAAUAGCCCCAUGAAUAUGCAAGAGAGAAGUAGAGAAAACAUUCCAUCAGUUCAACUGUUUAGUAAACUUUCAUCUGCCAUGAAAGCUAAAAGUCAAGAAGUGAAAGGAAAAUUAAUUGAUUACAUUGUUAAUCCAACUGCCACACCAGGAAAUGGAGAGUGGCACGUUUCAGCCAAUGACAAAAAAGAUCGUAGAUACAGGAAUGUCCCGCCAGUAUUCAGCAUCAAUGACGAAGAAGACGAAUCCAAGUUGGAACUCCGUAGAGAUGUGACUGAUUCUAAUUCGAAUGAAGAAAUAGUCGAUAUCAAUAAGUUUUUGAAAGAACUGAAUGUGGUCAACAGCUUUCAAUGCCAAGAAGUUUUACUAAAUGGAUACAUGUUGGAUUCCUUUUUAGUAGUAACUGAGACGCACUUAGUUAUAUUACGUGAAAUACCUAACAAACAAGGAGUCGCCAAAGUUAUGGCCCGGCGGCCAUUAUCCACCAUAGUCAAAAUUACAGCAAAGAAGAGGCAUCCUGAACUUAUAACAUUUAAGUAUGGAGUUCCUGAUGGAGACAACUUAUUAAUUAAAGACAUGAACAGGUUUCUUAUUCCAAAUGCAGCAGCAGCAACGAAAUUGGUUUCCAACCAAAUAGUCCAACAGUUGGAUAAUAAAUCGUAAUUUAAACUGACUUGUCCGAAAGCUGAGUAUGUCAAGUAAAUUAUGGACCCAGAAUGUUCUAUGACCAGUAUUAACAUUGCCACCAUAAUAAUAUUCAUUUUUUAAUAACUAGACUACAUAAAUAAUAAAUUCCUAAAAAUGAUCUAUGAUCCUGA